AUGUCGCCCUUCGUCCCGCCCGAGCACGACGCACGUAGAAUACCGAGCUCGGCCGCCUGUGCGGCCGGUACUCUGUCUUCUGUCACUUUGUCCAUGUCGAUCGAGAACGAAAAGAUCUCCACUCCUGCCGCGGCGGUACUGGAGACAACUUCGGACGUGGGUGCUGAGGCGCCCAACGUCAAUACCCUCCAUCGUUCGCUCAAGAGCCGCCAUGUCCAAAUGAUCGCCAUCGGCGGCGUCAUUGGAACCGGCCUGUUUAUCGGCACCGCGACCAACCUGCAGAACGCGGGUCCGGCCGGUCUUCUUAUUUCAUACUGUCUCAUGGCCACGCUGCUUUACUCGGUCAUGGUCGCGCUGGGCGAGAUGAUCUCGGCGUUUCCCAUUCCCGGCGCUCAACUCGCCCUUGCGUCCCGUUUCCUCGCCCCAGAAGUUGGAUUCGCAAUCGGCUGGCUGUACUGGUACUGCUACAUCGUCCUCCUCCCCGCUGAGAUCUCGGCUGCGGCCGUGCUCAUCACCUACUGGACCCCGACGGACGGUACCUGCGCCCCCGGCCUGUGCAACUCAGCCGUCUGGGUGACUGUCAUGCUCGUCGUCGUAAUCCUCGCCAACAUCGUCGGCUCGACUCGCGUGUUUGGCGAAAUCGAAUUCUGGGCCGCUUCAAUUAAAGUCCUGACAAUCAUUGGCCUAAUCAUCAUCUCUAUCGUCAUCACCUCGGGCGGCGGUCCUAACCAUCAACCCAUCGGAUUCAAGUACUGGGUCGAAACGGGUGGUUUUGUCCAAUACAAAGGCAUCCCAGGCGCGUGGGGUCGUUUCCUCGGUUUCUUCGCCGUCCUCAUCUCGGCCGCAUUCGCAUUUAUCGGGACGGAAAUCACCGCCGUCGCUGCGGCCGAGGCGGGGUCUCCUGCAAAGACCGUUCCGCGUGCAAUUAAGAGCGUGUGGCUCCGCCUCGCCCUCUUCUACAUCUCCUCAGCAUUCCUCAUCGGCCUCUUGGUAUCUCCCUCCCACCCCGAUCUGAAUUUGGGAAGUACCGCCGCUAAAUCGCCCUUCGUCAUCGCUAUCAAAGGGGCGGGAAUCAAAGUCCUCCCAGCUAUUAUCAAUGCCGCGUUACUGUCGAGCGCAUGGAGCGCCGCCAUUGCCGACCUAUACAUCUCCUCACGCACGUUGUAUGGCUUGUACGCCAGAGGCGCUACGCCUCGCCAAGCACACUGGCUGGGCAAGACAAGGAAGGACGGCGUGCCGUGGGUCUGUGUGACUGUGUGUGCGGCGUUUACCCCGCUGGCGUACUUUGCCGCUUCGCCCAGUGCCAGCGCAGGCCAGGCGUUCGGAUACUUUGCGUCCAUGUGCGCCGUGUGCGGCAUGCUGUCGUGGAGCGUCAUCCUCCUCACUUCUCUUCGGUGGCAUCGCGGUCUCAAGGCCCGUGGAAUUGACCGCUCCACUCUGCCUUAUCGCGCACCACUCCAGCCUUACCUCUCGUACUAUGGCCUCGGGGUCAGUAUUAUCGUCAUCGUCUUCUCGGGAUUCACUGCCUUCAUCCACAAGUUUGACACGAGCGCUUUCAUCACGACAUACUUUGGCAUUCCAUUCUUCGCAGUCCUCCUCCUUGGCUACAAGUUCUGGCACAAGUCGGGCCUCGUCCGUUACGAAGACAUGGACUUUACGACGGGCUUCUCGGGUACCGACGACAUGGACGGUGACGAGCGCAAGGGCUGGCUCGCCCGCAUCGGCGUGUAA
This is a messenger RNA of Cutaneotrichosporon cavernicola, 1731 nucleotides long. RefSeq lists its product as uncharacterized. Gene Ontology annotation, biological process: amino acid transmembrane transport. Gene Ontology annotation, molecular function: amino acid transmembrane transporter activity. Gene Ontology annotation, cellular component: membrane. Lineage: Eukaryota; Fungi; Basidiomycota; Tremellomycetes; Trichosporonales; Trichosporonaceae. The transcript is spliced from 3 exons. The record is from RefSeq and is a predicted model, not a curated record. Bases 1 to 1731 code for a protein of 576 amino acids.